AUGAAGCUCGCGCUCUUUUUCUCUGCUCUCCUCUCCGCCCAAGUCCUGGCCGUUCCCGAGCCUGACUACGCUGUCGUCAAGGACGGCGAGUACACCUAUACCGGUAUCGACAAGGGACUUCUGGCCGCCCGUGGUCUUGAGAAGCGUUGCAACUGCUUCCCCGAAUGCCGUAGACCUGGCUCCAACUGCGCUCCCGGUAAGUGUGAGUGCUCUGGUGACUAUGGCUGCUGGUCUUGCGGUGGUGGUCGGAUGCAGUGCCAGCCUGGUCCUGGCUCGGGAGUUUGCUGGACCAAGUAA
Molecule: messenger RNA, 297 nt
Organism: Fusarium coffeatum
Lineage: Eukaryota; Fungi; Ascomycota; Sordariomycetes; Hypocreales; Nectriaceae
Exons: 2
Coding region: 1-297 (98 amino acids)
Source: RefSeq, a predicted model, not a curated record